AUGACAAUAUUAUGUCAAUGUAUUGAAGAAUUAACACGUGAAACACCAGCUGAUCGUUUAUCACAUGAACUCUGGUGUAGUUGUUGUCCAAAUGUUGGAGGAUUAUGGUAUAAAAAUAUUGAAAACUAUAAUCAUUCAUUAGUUGUAACAUCAAUGAUUGGAUAUAUGAUCGGUUUAGGUGAUCAUCAUCUUGAUAAUGUUCUUGUUGAUUUAAAAUCUGAACAAAUAAUUCAUAUUGAUUAUAAUAUUUGUUUUGAAAAAAGUAAAAAAUUACAUGUACCAGAAGAAGUUUCAUAUCGUUUAACACAAAAUUUACAAAAUGCUGUUGGUAUUGCUGGACUUGAAGAUGUAUUUUCUUUAUCAUCAGAAAAUGUUCUUGAAAUUUUACGUGAUGGAAAAAAAAUAUUACUUAAUUUACUUGAAUUAUUUAUUUACGACCCAUUAAUCGAUUGA
Molecule: messenger RNA, 453 nt
Organism: Rotaria sp. Silwood2
Lineage: Eukaryota; Metazoa; Rotifera; Eurotatoria; Philodinida; Philodinidae
Source: the annotation of a GenBank genome assembly